Ciona intestinalis (vase tunicate) is the source of this 6462-nucleotide messenger RNA. NCBI's taxonomy places the organism in Eukaryota, Metazoa, Chordata, Ascidiacea, Phlebobranchia, Cionidae. The record is from RefSeq and is a predicted model, not a curated record.
GCUGUUACACCACAGUUGUUUCUACAAGUUUAUUUACACCAUUAUUGUUGUUUAUCGGAAAUGUUUUUUUACAGAGCAAUUAUCUCGAACACCAGAUCCUGCACUACAUAAAGCUCGUAUAUCAGAGAUUAGCAUUUCUGAGAUGUUGGUACGAAGGCUUUCCACUGAUAAGUUGGUGCAGGAUGAACUUCGGAAAAAAAUGAAAGAAGAAGACAACAAAAAAUCUGCUCGGAUAAAAUUAAAGCAACAAGAAGAGAUGUCUUUCACACAAUGCAACAAACAAAGACUCAACAAUAAACAACAUGAUUCUAAGAAACAACAAUCUUACAAAACUUCAAAAAUUAUACCAACCACAGCACUCCAAUCUGAUAGAAGUCAACCAAUCACAGAGCUAAAAUCCAUUGAUGUCAAAAGCCAACCAAUCACAACACCUGAUCCUACCAAUUCUAGAAACCAACCAAUCACAUCAUUUCAAUCUUCUAUUGCAAAAAAUGAACCAAUCACACCACCCCGUUCUACCGAUGUUAAAAGUCAACCAAUCAAUAUGCUUCAAUGUAGCAACACCAAAAACCAGGUGACCAGAGCACCCCAAGCAGAUGCUAAAAAACAGUCAAUGACAGGACUUCAACAUGCUAUGAAUCAACCAAACACCUCCAAUCUGUCAUUGACUCCAAACAAUCAACUAAUCACAAGUCAACUUGCCUCUAGAAGUGAAAAUCAACCAAUUACAAAGAAUUUAUCAUUAAUGACUGUAAAUAAUGAAGUGUUCAAUCAAUCAACAUCACAGUUGUCAGAAAUUUCAGGAAAGACAUCAAGAACAUCAAAUUCAUUGAUCUCUCUCAAUAUGAACACAGAUCAUAAACCCAAAGUAAAUAAAGAUUUAGGAAGUGAACCACAUAUGUUAAAGGAAAAGGCAGAACCUUAUGUACCGAACAAGCAAGUUAAUGAUGGCCCGUACAAGAUUACAAGUGGUAAAAACAACAUGCAAUAUAUUGAAGAAUGCUCUAAGCCAAUAAGCAAUGAUACCAAUGUAUCGAUUGAGUUGUCUACAAAACAACCCACAAAUAUGAAGUUGCAAACAUCAGAGGAAGUUACAAAACUGUCAGAUCAAGCAUGUGGAAACAAAAAAUCACUUUUCUAUAACAAUGGAAAAACAUUAGAGAAAUAUGCAUCUUAUACCGAUCAAACAAUGGAAGAUACUGAGGUUACCGAAGGGUUGUCGAACAAACAGAGCAACGCAGCAACAAAAGGAUGGAUAGGUAAUUCUUAUUCUAAACAAGAUGAAGAAAGUGUAAUGCACCAUGGUACAUCAUCAGUUGGAUCUAGCAUUGCUGACAGUGAUGGACCAGCAGAAUGGAGUGUGGACGAACUUGAUGAUAAUGACACACUCUUCCUUGUUACUUCAUCUAACAAUGGAUUUCGUUCAGGCAUCUCAUCCCCAUAUAUUCUACGACCUGAAGCUCAAACUUCGUUCUCCAAUCAAUUUUACAACAAAUCUGACUACGAUAUGAUAGAGAAUGAUACAGAGGGAGAUUUUGAUCAUCUGUUACAAGAGAUGGAAGAAAGGGAUGCAUUUACAUCAGGAGGUUUAAAGCGCGUAGCACCUUUUAGUGACUUGUCGUCAGUGGCAAGACCUUCUAGCCUAUCUUCAUCAGAAUAUGAAGCAAGUCGAUCUUCAACUACUAACAAUGAGGGUUUAUCAAAUUCAAAUCCAUGUAAAGACAACAGCAAUCGGAGGAAAGCAGAUUUCCAUAGUUCAACUAACGCAACAACAGUGUGUAGCAAAGAUACACUAAAUAUGGAAACAACUGAGAAUGACAACAAGGAAGACUGGAAGAAUAAAGAUCUAAAUGAUAAACACAAAUCUUUAUCAUCUACAACAAAGUCAAAGACAUCUAGUCAAAAGAUAGAUAAUGUCUCAAGUGUAAUUAACACAAUGUCCGAGCAAAGUCCAAUGUUUGUCAACAUGAAGCCGUCCUUAACACGAUCUUUAUCAGAAAAUCAAAGCAACAAGUCAGCGUCAUCUAUUCCUAAAAUAACCAUCUCUAAUUCUAAUGAAACUAAAAAAGAAAGUGAAAAGCCUUUAAAAUUCAGUGAAAACAUUUCAAGUGAAUUUAAAGUUUCUACACAAAUGAAUGAAACUCAAAAAAAUGAUCCACCAAGCAACUUAGUAAAGAAUAUGUCAAUGCAAAUUGAGCAGAACCUACAGAAGUCAAAGGGCACCUACCACAACAAGUUUACUACAAAAAACUUAAAUACAUCUCGGCUACCAGUUUCACCUCUUGUUACAUCGGAAAAUAAUUUUGGUAGCUCAAACAAACUUUCAAAUGAGAACAGUGAAAGUAAAAUGAGUGUUCCCAACUCAAAUAAAGUUUAUGCGGUCCAUGGUAAAAAAUAUUUUGACAGUGAUAGUGAAGACAGUGGUAGUGAUAUGGAAGAUGAGAUGCUUGAAUCUGCUACAAGCUCAGUUCCAAUUUAUCCUGAAGAGAUGGAAGAGCCAGGGUCGUCCAAUUCUCCCCCUGGAUCAGGAAGCUCAAUUAAAAAGUCAAUAUUUUUCCGCCGAACAACAUCAACUGAUAAUUUUGAAGAGCUGUUGAUGAAAACAACGGAAACUCCACGUCCAAGGCGAAACAAGCCUGGAAAUUCUACAAAAACCAAAUCUGCGUCUUCUCUUCUAUCCACACCAGAUACAAUAUACAAAUCCUCUACAUGGGUUAGAUCUGUUUCACUUUCUCCACCCUCACAACAUGAAGAUGGAGAUAAUGAUGGAAAGCUGAAUAAUAUUCGAAGAAAUUCGGAGCCUUCUUUCACUUCAACUGUAAAUAAUGAUGUAGCAACUAACAUUGUUUCAAAUGAUCUUAAUAUAUCAAAAACUAAUUGUCCUUUGCAGGAGAAACAAACAGUUGUUUCAAUACCACCUCAGGUAUCUAGUUCUGCCAAUUCCUUCUGUGGAUUAUCAAUAAACAAUGUAUACGGUCCGUUACCUCGAUGUGUGUCUUGUGGAACAGUCUCUACUCUCGGAAGAAAUGAUGAAACCCAUGUCACAAAAAUUGUUCCUAAAAAUGAACUGAACAUGCCAACUGAACGCUCAACAGUGAAGAAAGUUCAUUCAGUUUCUUCAUCCACCCAAGUAAGUCCAGACAGGGAAGUAGCUCCAAUAUUUCCAUCCAUCGAUCUUUGUCAACUCACGGCAUUAAUUGAAGCUUUAAAGGGCGCACGAGGUUUAGUAAAUCCACAGGAACCAGUGACUGACAUUAAAAGUUCUAAUUAUUCAGCACCAGUUCCCCAGCAAAACCAUCAAAGUCAGUUUAUGAAAGGUCACCCUGUCACAAAGGAACCUAGAUCUUCUUCAGUUAUCCCACUUCUUGUACAUAAAGAUAAAUCAACAUCAACCAAUAUUUCUGGACAACCUCAAAUACAUCCUGAAGAUACCAUUCUAUUCCCAAGGGUUUAUUCAUCCCAUACUACGGAUCUUCACACAACACACACUAUGCAUGGAAAAGUAGAUGCAUCUGUGGGUACAGACAGCAUCAUACAUCAUGAAAAAAGAUACACAAAUGUGUAUAACAACCCACAACCACCCAUGGAAAGAUAUCAAGCACAAAGAUGUGCAUAUCAUAGUUACUACCCUCAAGAAAGCAGAGAUUUUUUACCAAGACCAAUGUACAUGAGACGUGAAUAUAAUUAUGAGCAAGAUUACUAUUGCCCUGAUAACAACCCAAGAAGAAGAUGCUAUGAGUAUGGUAGAAGUCAAAGUGAAAAAAAUUAUAACGCAAUGUACCCUGAAAGUGGUCUAAACCAGUGGCCACGUAACUACAGCUAUGACCAUCCUUCCAAAUACAAUGAAUAUAUCCACGAUGAUUUUGAUGACUCCAUUAUAUAUGAAGAAGGUCCAGGUGAUUUUCAAUUAAACUCAAACAGGUAUGGUCAUGUCAGAAAUCGUGAUCAGUUCAUAAUGAAACAUCGGCCAACCAUCAGGGGUGUAAACAGAUACACAAACAGAACUGAAGAGAACAGAUAUAAAACAGAUGGAAAUUCAUUUGAAGAACAAAUAAAUGAUUCAAACCCACUUCGAAGAUCAUUAUCUGUUCCAACAGUUACCAAACCAAACAUUCCUCCUUGUUACAGUGCUGGUUCAAGGCGGGAUAUGCAAAUGGAACCCAACUAUGGAGAAAGUAAUAUUAUUGGUGUUUACGAAAACACAAGACACAAUGUAUGUGAACAAAGUUUUCAAAGAGGUCAUCACCAUGUUGAUAUGAUGAGGAAUAAUCCUCACUUACCGUCGGAUUCCCGACACAUAAUACAAACAACAUCAUCUGCAAAAUCAUUUCCAGCUCCAUCACAAACUUCACCCAUACGUUCAACGCCACACACUCACAUGGUUGGAAGUGGCAAACCCAACAAUGAUGUUAAGGAUGACCAAAAGUUUUCAUUUUCAAGAUCUGUCUCCACCUCCUCAAGGAUGAGUGAAGAGUUAAGCGGAUAUGAUCAUGAUAUUUCUCAGUCUCGUCGUCAUCUUCCAGAUCCCCCAGAUGAGGAUGAAUACAGAUGGAGGUACAACAGCGUUAAGCGUCACAACAUCUUACGUACAAGAAGUGUUGGGAAAGACCGAACUGAAGAGGGACCUGUCAGGGGAACUCACCGGUUGAAACAAACUAUUGAAGAUUUAGAUCAACAAGAAAAAGAAUUAGACAUGAAAUUGAGGUAUCUAGAGUUGGGAAGACAAAGCAAAUCUAAUUCAUCAUUGGUGAAUGCAUCUGUACAUGGAACAGACAGACAACAUUCAAGACAUGUGGCAAUGGUGGAGAACAGAAACAAUGAUUCGACUACUGUUGAUCAUAUGCGUGAUAAUUCAACUGCUGUGAUGGGAUCAACUUCAACUGACAAUUCACGUAACUAUGUUAUCGUUGAUGAUAUUAUGCAAAUCAUUCCCCAAGAUGGAGGGAGUACAAAGCAAUCGAAAUCAUCUAACCAAAACAACUUGCAACAACACCAUGUCACCGCCUGUGACCAAAGCAAUGAAAAAGUAAAGAGAAAUUACUCGCAACAUGAAGUUGGAUAUGCUACACGUGGCCGUCGUGUUGAAAAUGGUUUUGAUGAUUUUUUUGCUUUCGAAAGUCCGGUCGUUCACCAACAAAGUGGUCACUACACGCAUGACCGUAACCAAAUGAGCACAAAAAGAGUAUCAGAAAGAAAUUAUUCCGAUUAUGAAAGUACAAGUGAGAGGCAGCGUAUGAGAGAUCCAAGAAAUCACCUGGAAAACCAAGAUCACAAGGAUCAAGUUUAUCAUGUUCGUUAUGCGCGUUUAGAUGAUGGUGAGAUUGCUAAGCCAUGGAUAAAUAUGAGGAAAGGCAAGAAUCUGGAAUAUGAUGUAGGUGCAACAAGAGAUGCAUACACAAGGGAUAUGUACAUGGUUGAUUGUGCAAAUCAAGCACAAAAUUCCUACAAAGUUAGUAAAGAUUCUCUUGGGAAAGUGGCUGAUUUAAACAGAGGAUCAAAUGUUUAUAUUAAAACUGUUCCAUCAAGAAAAGCAAGGGAAACAUACAGAACACUAACUGCAGCUGAACAGUAUGAUCUGAUACAAGAUUCACGUUCAAGCUGUAAUAUGAAUCCUGAAGAAUUGAGAGAACAAACUAUUGAUCGAUCACCAUAUGGUGAACCAGAUGAUAUGAGGACAGUUGUGUCAGACACAGAAGCUUAUUACCUGGAGAGAGAGAUGAAUGAUUGGUUUGAGAAACCCGACAAUGACUUGAAUGAAAGAAGCAAAGCUACAGACUAUGCAGACUUCUCCAAUGGAUUCGAUUUGGGAAGAGAAUAAAAUUAUCGGUAUAGAGCCUUUAAUUGUAAAAGAAUAGAAAUUUCCUCAUAAGUUUUAUUAAAGUUUAGUUUUCACUGAUAUUUUAAAAGAAAAAGUUUCACAAUUGCCCACUAAUAAUUGAGCAAUUGUGAAGAAAUGUUAAAAGCAUUAGGAAAUAUGUUUGAUUUGAACUUUCCAGUUUUUCAGUAAACAAUUUGCUGAGUCUAGUAAAAAAUACACAUAAAUUAUUUUGUUACUUUAAAGAUAAACUAAAGUCAUUUUUUUGGUGUACAGAUAGUUCUAACUGUGCUGAAUCUAUAAUUUAAAAAUUGUGCGUUUAAGUUAGAAGUGCCGCUGACUCUGAUCUUGCCACAUUAAAUAAUGAUAACUUGAAAAUUGUGCCAUUUUGAAUGGAACAACUGUAAUUAUGGAUUUAGCUCGGUAUCUGUACACCGAUUAUAGACUUCCGUUUACCUUUAAAAAAUUAGAAGGAUGCAGCAUUUUUAUCACUUCUAUAUUUUAUGUACUACCGUUUGUAUAUCGCAUGAAUAUGUUGGUAUGAUAUUAUAAAUAAUGUGAAAUACAUAAUUAAUCAUAUGUGUACAGAAUGUUGUGCUAUGUUGUACAGAUUACUUGCGUAUGAAAUAAACUGCACUCAAUAAAAA